AUGGAAGCUGCCGUUUAUGUGGAAACUUACAUCAAAUGGUCGAAACUUUACAGAGGAAUAUUGCUUCUCAUUCCAGAAAUGAGCACUCACGUGCUUUACAUUACUGAAGGGGACAGGUGCUGCAGCUUCACAAGUGGCGUAGUGUCAAAGGCAGCAUUUGGGAAAAAAUGCAAAGACCAAAAGGAGUUCCUUUCGCUACUAGACGAAAUACUCAAACUUGAUAGUGGGUUUGAUAUUCCUGAUUUGUUUCCUGCUCUCAAAGACAUAAAAAGCAAGCUCAAUACGAUUCUCGAACGUAUCAUCAACGAUCAUAAAAUCAAAAGCAAUGACAAAGCAGUGGAGGAGGAAAAUUUUGUUGACGUACUUCUAAAACUUAAAGAGUCCAACUUGGUGGAGUUCAAUUUCAUAACCAAUCAUAUCACAGAUAGGAUUAUGGACAUGUUCUCUGCAGGAAGCGAGACUUCAGCUACUACCUUAGAAUGGGCAAUGUCAGAGUUGAUGAGAAACCCAAGAAUCAUGAAGAGGGCUCAAGCUGAAGUGAGACAGUCAGUCCUCCAAUUUGAAGGGAAAAAAAGAAAAGUUAUUGAAGGAGGAGAUGUUCAAAAAAUGGACUACUUGAAAUCGGUGUUGAAAGAAACUCUGAGGUUACACUCUCCAGCCCCUUUGCUCCCAAGAGAAGCAAGGGACACGGUUCAAAUAGGCGGAUUCGAAGUACAAGUUAAAUCAAAGGUAAUUAUUAAUGCAUGGGCAAUAGGAAGAGACCCAGAGAUAUGGGGGGCAGAUGCUGAGUGUUUUAAGCCAGAGAGAUUUCAUGGUUCUUCUGUUGACUUUAAGGGCUUUGACUUUGAGUUCACUCCAUUUGGGGCUGGCAGAAGAAUGUGUCCAGGCAUGUCAUUUGGUGUUACCAUGGUUGAACUUGCCCUUGCUGAAUUGCUCUACCGCCUCGAUUGAAAACUGGCGAAUGGGAUGAAUCCAGACGAACUUGACAUGACAGAGAGCUUUGGAGUGGCCUGUAAGAGGGAGAAUACGUUGUACCUAAUUGCCACCCCACAUUUUACUUCAGUCAAUGAGUCAGAGUGACUCGGCGUAUUGUUGCCAUGAAUGGCCAACAAAACCAGCACCAUUCUGG
Molecule: messenger RNA, 1129 nt
Organism: Malus domestica (apple)
Lineage: Eukaryota; Viridiplantae; Streptophyta; Magnoliopsida; Rosales; Rosaceae
Source: RefSeq, a predicted model, not a curated record